This is a messenger RNA of Aethalodelphis obliquidens (Pacific white-sided dolphin), 1664 nucleotides long. It is a transcript of the gene INHBA, whose product is annotated as inhibin subunit beta A. The coding region runs from base 280 to 1557 and encodes 425 amino acids. Gene Ontology annotation, molecular function: hormone activity; growth factor activity; cytokine activity. Gene Ontology annotation, cellular component: extracellular region. The record is from RefSeq and is a predicted model, not a curated record. NCBI's taxonomy places the organism in Eukaryota, Metazoa, Chordata, Mammalia, Artiodactyla, Delphinidae. The transcript is spliced from 2 exons.
UCCCUCCCUCCUUCUCUUUUACUGGGAGACAGUCAGAACUCUCCUCCCUGACAGCUACAAACCUACAGCACUGACUGCAUUCAGAGAGGGAACCUGCAAACAAAACUUCACAGAAAACUUUUUGUUCUUGUUCCAGAGAAUUGACUGAAGAGGAGAAAGAAAAAAAAAAAACCAAAAAAGGAAAAAAAAAAAAAAAUAAAAAAAAAACCUGUGCGUGAGUGGGGGGGAGGAAAAGCAGAGCCUUUAAAAAGGGCAAUCACAACAACUUUUGCUGCCAGGAUGCCCUUGCUUUGGCUACGAGGAUUUUUGUUGGCGAGUUGCUGGAUUAUAGUGAGGAGUUCCCCCACCCCGGGAUCCGAGGGGCACAGUGCAACCCCCGACUGCCCGUCCUGUGCGCUGGCCACCCUCCCAAAGGACGUACCCAACUCUCAGCCGGAGAUGGUGGAGGCCGUCAAGAAGCACAUUUUAAACAUGCUGCACUUGAAGAAGAGACCCGAUGUCACCCAGCCGGUACCCAAGGCGGCGCUUCUGAACGCGAUCAGAAAGCUUCAUGUGGGCAAAGUCGGGGAGAACGGGUACGUGGAGAUAGAGGAUGACAUCGGCAGAAGGGCAGAAAUGAAUGAACUUAUGGAGCAGACCUCGGAGAUCAUCACGUUCGCGGAGUCAGGCACAGCCAGGAAGACGCUGCACUUUGAGAUUUCCAAAGAAGGCAGUGACCUGUCCGUGGUGGAGCGUGCGGAAAUCUGGCUCUUCCUGAAAGUCCCCAAGGCCAACAGGACCCGGACCAAAGUCACCAUCCAUCUUUUUCAGCAGCAGAAGCGCCCGCAGGGCGGCUGGGACGCAGGGGAGGAGGCCGAGGAAGUGGGCUUAAUGGGGGAGAGGAAUGAAGUGUUGAUAUCAGAGAAGGUGGUGGAUGCUCGAAAGAGCACCUGGCACAUCUUCCCCGUCUCCAGCUGCAUCCAGCGGUUGCUGGACCAGGGCAAGAGCUCCCUGGACAUUCGGAUUGCCUGUGAUCAAUGCCACGAGACCGGCGCCAGCCUGGUGCUGCUGGGCAAGAAGAAGAAGAGAGAAGAGGAGGGGGAAGGGAAGAAAAGGGACGGAGAAGGAGGGGCGGGAGGGGACGAGGAGAAGGAACAGUCGCACAGACCUUUCCUCAUGCUGCAGGCCCGCCAGUCUGAAGACCACCCUCACCGGCGCCGGCGGCGGGGCUUGGAGUGUGACGGCAAGGUCAACAUCUGCUGUAAGAAACAGUUCUUUGUUAGUUUCAAGGACAUUGGCUGGAAUGACUGGAUCAUCGCUCCCUCUGGCUAUCACGCCAACUACUGCGAGGGUGAGUGCCCCAGCCACAUCGCAGGAACGUCGGGCUCAUCCCUGUCCUUUCACUCGACGGUCAUCAACCACUACCGCAUGCGGGGUCACAGCCCCUUUGCCAACCUCAAGUCGUGCUGUGUGCCCACCAAGCUGAGACCCAUGUCCAUGUUGUACUAUGAUGAUGGGCAGAACAUCAUCAAAAAGGACAUCCAGAACAUGAUUGUGGAGGAGUGUGGGUGCUCAUAGAGCACUCAGCCCAGGGGGGAAUGGGAGCAAGACGGUCCAGAGAAGACAGUGGUGACAUGAAGACAUGUUUAAGGUUUCCGACUGAAACAACCAGAAGAAUAGAAAUU